AUUAUCAUGGCUUUCAGUGGCAAGUAUGAAGCUGCAAGUCAAGAAAACUAUGAAGAGUUUAUGAAGGUCCUCAAGUAUUCUGAUGAUGUCAUUGAAAAGGGAAGGAAUGCCAAAGUCAUUACAGAAGUGACCCAAAAUGGAAAUAAUUUUACCUGGGCACAAAUUUAUCCUGGAGGUAAAACCAUGAAGAACGCAUUUGUGAUAGGCCAGGAAUCAGAGAUGGAAACUAUGGAUGGCAAGAAAUUCAAGGCAACAGUCAAAAUGGAAGGGAAUAAGAUAGUUUGUGAUUUUCCAAACUAUCACCAUACUUCAGAGAUCGAAGGAGGAAAUCUUGUUGAGACCUCUACAUGCGGUGGUGUCAUUUACAAGAGAAUUAGCAAGAAGAUCGCCUAAGACAGUAAACUCCAAUUAAAUGCCAGAGGAGUAACUUUCUUUUUUGUAAUAA
Messenger RNA from Hemiscyllium ocellatum (epaulette shark), 445 nucleotides. RefSeq names its product gastrotropin-like. The record is from RefSeq and is a predicted model, not a curated record. Gene Ontology annotation, biological process: fatty acid transport. Bases 7 to 393 code for a protein of 128 amino acids. NCBI's taxonomy places the organism in Eukaryota, Metazoa, Chordata, Chondrichthyes, Orectolobiformes, Hemiscylliidae. Gene Ontology annotation, cellular component: nucleus; cytosol. Gene Ontology annotation, molecular function: fatty acid binding. The transcript has 4 exons.